UUAAUUAUUUGCAUAUUUAGUGUACUGCUUAGCUCUCUUAGUAAACGGCCUGUGUUCGAUCUGCGCUCGCAAAUUGCCACAAAAAAGUUAAAAUAAUACAAUAAUUUUAAACUUGACAGGAUAAGUGAAAGUUCAUUCGCCACGAUGGCUUGGAUACAGUUUUUUCUUAUUGCAUUUCUUCUUCCCUGGAUAGUGCAGUUAUUCGAUGACUCAGCCAUGGAUAAAUGCCUCCAAGCGGGCAACUAUUAUUGCAAUAUUUCCGGGAAAUGUAUCUACCAGUCUUCAGUUUGUGACGGAGUUACUGACUGUAAAGAGCGCGAAGAUGAGUCCCCUCCAGCCUGUACCGAGGAUGAAUGUUUUCGAAGAGACCGGACCUUAUGUGGAGAUUUCCGGUGUAUCCCCACUAGUUCGUUGUGUGACAGAAAGGUUAACUGUCCAGGCGGGGAAGAUGAGCGGUUUAUAGCCUGCUGUCUCAAACACCAAUGUGAAUCGAAUCGUUCUUUAUUAUUUGGCUGCUUGGGUGAAUGUAAACCUGGUCAAUUUGGCGAGUAUUGCGAGAAAACUUGUUCAGAGAAGUGUUUGAAUCGAAUUUGUGAUAAAUCAAGCGGAAUUUGUAAGAACUGUACAAGAACGUAUUUAGAAAAUUGUUCACAAGAAUGUGGCGAGGAAUGUCGAGAAAGAAACGGUUUCUCACAAUGUGACAGACAAAGUGGCAAAUGCUUGAAUUGCUGUACUCUUAAUCACUAUGGUCACUAUUGCAACAAUACAUGUAAAAACUGCAAAGGAAAUUCCUCAAAUAUUCCAUGUGAUAUUAACGGUGUGUGCCAGUUUGGAUGUGAGAACGAUUAUUGGGACAAGAGAUGCAACUCGAAAUGCAAUGCCAACUGUCAAGGUGACGAACAUGGAAAAAGGUGUACAUCCACAGGGGAGUGUAUAAACGGCUGUACUCGUGGAUGGAGUGGUAAUUUAUGUGGUGAAUCCACCGAUAAAGAGAACGUCAGCUCCUUAAAGACAACCGUUAUAGUCAUACCAGUUAUUGCCACUGUGGUUGUCGUUGUGGUCGGGAUUAUCUGCUAUUUUUGGGGUCGAAAAAGGUUUAACCGUCACUAGAAUGAACGCAUUGAACCGCGCCGAGAAUUUCGAGUUGGCAUUGCACACUGGCAACAACCCUCCGGGUCUCGGUGAAGUUUUACCCUGUAUGCCGACAUCAACGAAGAAACCAUGGAACAUUAUCAUGCAAAAAUGGACGACCAAAAAGACACUGAUGGGAUGGGCGAUAUUGAUGAAAUAAAACAAACUGAUUCUCUUGUAUAAAGACGUCAAUCUUUCCGGCCGUUAUAAACGAUGUUUCGGCCAUUUAUUAGAUAUCAUGCAUGAAAUUUCAUUAAAACUGCAGAUAAGUAUAGCAUUUUGGAAGGCUGUGUCGCAACAAAAAAUUCGAGUAGUCAACUCAAAAGUUAAGGUUACACUUUUAGGUCAAAAUUACACGAUAGGAAUGAAAUGAAAUUACAAUUUGAAUCUUGCCUGGGAUGGAUUUUGAGGGGUCGAAGUCAAUGUUACUGUAAUUGAAAGUAGAAAAAUGCUCUACGCCCAAUUACUUUAGACUGCUACUUUUUCCUUAAUUAUACAAGUAAUUAAUUGGCUAUAAUUUCUGAUUGCCCAUAUUACGAAUCUGCUUUUGUCGCAUUGUGGCGUUUUUAUUUUUCAUAUGAUAUCGAAUUGCAAAUGCGAUAGGAUAUCCUACUACAUUUCUAGGUUUUAAAGGAAGUCCAUAUAAUGAGUUAAUCUACGGCGAGCUUGAAGUUUUUAACUAUCAGCAAUUAUAUAUCAUACCAUCGUAAAUUUCAUACUUAAGAUGUUACAUACAAAUGAUAAUAAGUACAAUAAAACAAUUUAUUUUACCGUAUUGAAGGUUGGUUAAAGAUACCCUAUUUAAUGUUAGUUUUUAAUAUAACACGAUUUGUGAAGCUUGACUUAAAUCUGCAUAUAUUGUUUGCAGAUGUAGGAAACGAUUAUUUAGUUCUGGUAUCUUCUACAAAACUGGAAGGGAAUGUAAUAAGAGCGUAAUAGAACAUUCUUUUAUCUUUUGUAAUCUAUUGCCAAAUUAGAAAGUUCCGAUUUGGUUCAUCGGGGUAACGUGUACCCCAUCAUAGACUAAAGAGUUAAAUGUUGGCAUAACACACCCUAAUACCUGUUGAGCGCAGAAAAUAAAAUAUAUUAGCAAUUCUUAGCAAUAUGUAGUAUAUACUCUACGAUGUAAAUAUGCACGUUUAUUGAAUAGACGUAGAACAAGUAUGCAAAUAUUUGUGCACAUAUGAUUAAGACGAUUUGUUACGAAAGCUAUCUAAGUUUACAAUGCAUUUAGUCUGAUCAGCUGACAUGAAUUCGUCUUAAAGCAGAUUUUGGUAUUUAUGUACCGUGCUAAUCAACUUCAGUGGUACGUUGUAAACAUUGGUACGUUUUAAACAUAUUGCCGUCAUUUUAGUUACAUGUUGUUUAUGUUUAUGAAUAUUACUUCAUUCAUGUAGAGACGUAUACAUAUAAUUGGUGUUGUACAUUAUGAUAUCAAACCUAAAUUGUACAGAAAUUAUAUUUUCAUUAAGAAAUAUAUAUGACAUACCUUUGUAUAGUAUCUCUUACCUGAAACAGUAUCGAUUUUAAAAAUAUACAUGCUUCCUAUAAACAGAAAUUCAUAGAAGAAAUUAAAAUUAUCAAAUCUAAUAUUGAAUCGAGUAUAUUUUAACUUAUUAUUUGAUUUAAGCUUUCUUGACAAUUUGAUUCAGGUAAUAACAUUGUUUUUUUCGGUAAGUGUAUAAUUUUCUGAACUUCAUUAAGAUGUUUAAUAUUUUCCUAAGGCUCUCUAUGUUUUCUUAUUGUUAAAUGAAUAUCGUACCACAAUAGCGUAUUUUUCCGAUUCCGAUGAAUAAAUGUAACAUUUCCCAGACGGUGCUCACGUCUUGAUCAUAUUAACAGAUUGGCAACGUGAUAUAUACGUUACGGGGUUAGUAGGUGACCCGAUAUAGGACAUACGGGAUGCAGAAAACCAUAUAAGUAUACAUACUAACCCUGAAUCAAGGUUACUUGUAAUAGUAACAGUAAAUAUUAUUUAAUAUUAAUUUGUAUCAAGCGUAUUCUGAAUGAAUCUUAUUGUUAAAUGAAUGUUCAUUGAUUCACCUGUAAAUACUACAAUGUAUCCUGAUGUUCUGUAAAUAAA
This is a messenger RNA of Mya arenaria, 3214 nucleotides long. Its product is annotated as low-density lipoprotein receptor-like. The coding region runs from base 145 to 1110 and encodes 321 amino acids. Gene Ontology annotation, molecular function: protein binding. The transcript has 8 exons. Lineage: Eukaryota; Metazoa; Mollusca; Bivalvia; Myida; Myidae. The record is from RefSeq and is a predicted model, not a curated record.